AUGACACCAAACCCAUCCUUAGUUUUAAACAAGAUCAACGAUAUCACAUUUGAAUCAUAUGAUGCCCCAGAAAUCACCGAACCUACUGAUGUCAUAGUCGAGGUUAAAAAGACUGGUAUCUGCGGUUCAGAUAUUCACUACUACACACAUGGAGCAAUUGGAAACUUUGUUUUGAAAUCGCCAAUGGUUUUAGGUCAUGAAUCCUCAGGAGUUGUUUCUGCCGUUGGAAAAGGAGUUACUUCUUUAAAGGUUGGAGACAAGGUUGCAAUUGAACCAGGUGUGCCAUCUAGACUCAGUGACGAAUACAAAAGUGGACAUUACAAUUUAUGUCCCCACAUGGUUUUCGCUGCUACUCCUAACCCAGAAGAUGGAGGCGUUAAUCCUCCUGGUACUUUAUGUAAAUACUACAAAAGCCCUGAAGAUUUCUUGGUCAAAUUACCAGAUCAUGUUUCAUUAGAAUUAGGAGCAUUAGUCGAACCAUUGACUGUUGGUGUCCAUGCUGCAAAGUUGGGCUCCAUCAAAUUCGGUGACGCAGUUGUUGUAUUUGGUGCUGGUCCAGUUGGUUUAUUAGCUGCUGCAGUAGCUACUAAGUUUGGAGCAACCAAAGUCAUGGUGGUAGAUAUUUUCGAUUCAAAAUUGGAAAUGGCUAAAGAAAUUGGAGUUGCAACCCACACCUUUAAUCCUAAAUCUGGUAGUAACAAGGAUUUAAUUGCUGCAUUUGACAAUACUGAACCUUCUGUCGUAAUGGAAUGUAGUGGUGCAGAACCAUGCAUUAAAAGUUCGGUUGAUAUUUUGAGAGUUGGUGGACGCCAUAUUCAAAUUGGUAAUUGUGCUAAGCCCGUUUCUUUCCCAAUGACAGAGUUUAUUACUAAAGAAUUGACUUUAUUUGGGUCAUUUAGAUAUGGCUUCAAUGAUUACAAGACUAGUGUAGCUAUCUUGGAUGAAAACUAUAGAAAUGGUAAAGAAAACGCGGCUAUUGACUUUGAAAGCUUGAUCACCCAUAGAUUUAAAUUCGAUGAAGCUAUUGAUGCCUAUGACCUUGUUAAGGGAGGAAACGACUGUGUCAAGUGUAUCAUCAGUGGCCCAGAAUGA
Messenger RNA from Debaryomyces fabryi, 1092 nucleotides. RefSeq names its product L-iditol 2-dehydrogenase (gene XYL2). Lineage: Eukaryota; Fungi; Ascomycota; Pichiomycetes; Serinales; Debaryomycetaceae. The record is from RefSeq and is a predicted model, not a curated record. The transcript has a single exon. Gene Ontology annotation, molecular function: L-iditol 2-dehydrogenase (NAD+) activity; zinc ion binding. Gene Ontology annotation, biological process: D-sorbitol catabolic process. Bases 1 to 1092 code for a protein of 363 amino acids.